AUGGCUUCCUCCCUGUGGAUGGCGUUGGAUGAUGGAGGGCAGCAGCGGAGCGGCAUAGCUACGAGGAGUGGUGGAGGGCACAAUGGUCGUGGUGAAAUCUGGCGAAUCCUACGCGAAAAGUAUGCAAAAAAUGUUGGAGAUCAGAUAUCUGAAACAAUCACGCUGAAAGUAUUAGAUGGUGAAACAUACGACAUUGAGGUGACCAAGAAGAAUAAUGAGCUACUCCUCUGUUUUGGAUGGGUUGCAUUUGCCAAUGCUUAUGAACUGGAGCAGGCUGAAGAUGACGACGUGAAGGAACCCUUGAAUUCAGUUGGUUUCCAGAAGUCUUGGUUAGUGUUUCCAAUGGGUUGCAACAUGAACAGUGAGCAAAGGGCUAAAAUCGAUGCCCUGGAGCAGAAAAUAAGACCUCAAAUUCCAUUGUACAUCACAACGAUGGACAUGACAAGUGUGUCUAGUGGAAUUCUGGCCAUAUCUAAGGAUUAUGCUGUCAAACACCUUUUGGACAAAAAUGGAACUAUUACUCUUUCUCAGCUUAAUGGUAGCAAGACAUGGGCAAUCACUUUGGACAUUAACACUGUUGGUUGGUAUGCUCGUUCUACUGGCUGGUUGGACUUCAUUUGCAACAAUGGUUUGAAAGAAGGUGAUAUCUGCAUAUUUGAACCAUCAAAAGGCAAAAGUAGAGUCACCUUGAUAUUUCAUCCUCUUGAGGAAACCCACCACCCAAAGUCGGCAGGAUAUGUCCCUUCCUCCAGAAGUCCUCCACAUGAAGCUACUGAGCCUGGAUACAUUGUACCACGAUUCACUGUUCUAAACAAUGAGCAGAUGUAUAAAAUAAAAAACAAAGUUCAAGCUAUUGGAUCUCCGUAUUCUGUUUUUGUACGCAUCAUGAAACCUGGCGAUGUUACUCCAAACAAUUGCAUUAUGAGAUUCUGUUCAGCGUAUGAUAAAAAAUACCUUCAACGUGGGCAAGACACUAUGAGCCUCAUAUAUCCCAACAAGACUCACACAUGGGAGGCUGAAAUCAAGAUCAGUAACAACAGCUGA
This is a messenger RNA of Sorghum bicolor (sorghum), 1044 nucleotides long. Its product is annotated as B3 domain-containing protein LOC_Os12g40080. Gene Ontology annotation, molecular function: DNA binding. NCBI's taxonomy places the organism in Eukaryota, Viridiplantae, Streptophyta, Magnoliopsida, Poales, Poaceae. The coding region runs from base 1 to 1044 and encodes 347 amino acids. The record is from RefSeq and is a predicted model, not a curated record. The transcript is spliced from 8 exons.